Messenger RNA from Prorocentrum cordatum, 656 nucleotides. Lineage: Eukaryota; Dinophyceae; Prorocentrales; Prorocentraceae. The record is from the annotation of a GenBank genome assembly.
GCCCCCCGCCGCCCGGGCUCCGCGCGCAUGGUCGCCGCUGGAGCGGGCCACACGGUGCUGCUCAGUGUGACCUCCCGGCGCUGGUCGCGGGUCUGACCUACACGCAGGUUGCCGCUGGAGGGAGCCACACCGUCUUGCUCAGAAACGAUGGCGUUGUCAUGGCCUGCGGCGCGAAGGAUAUGGGUCAGUGUGACCUCCCAGCACUGGUCGCGGACCUGGCUUACACGCAGGUCUCCGCUGGAGUCUUUCAUACAAUUUUGGUCAGGACCGAUGGCACGGCCGUGGCCUGUGGCAGGAAUCAUGUGGGUCAGUGCGAUCUCCCCUCGCUGGCAGAUGGCAUGGCCUACGCGCAGGUUGCCGCUGGAGGUCGCCAUUCGCUCCUGCUCAGGAGCGACGGCACCGUCGUGGCCUGCGGCAGGAAUUGCGAAGGUCAGUGCGACGUCCCAGCUCUGGCCGCGGGCCUGUUCUACACGCAAGUCGCCGCCGGAGGGUUCCACACAGUCCUGCUGAGGAGCGAUGGUGCGGCCGUGGCCUGCGGGAGGAAUGUUGAGAACCAGUGCGACCUCCCAGCGCUGGUCGCUGGCCUGACUUACACAUCCGGCCCAGCUGGGGGGCGUCCAGGAGGGGGGCGUGCGGACUGUGUGUGUAUAUCAUGA